CCCUGCCACUGCCCACUUAAGCUCGGCAAUGCCAAGCCCUGAAAAUUUCUGUCUCUCUGAGGCACCUGGCUCCAUGGGACCAGAGCCUGCCCCCAACCUUGUGCCUCCUCCUCUGUGACUGGCCUUAGGGUCCCCCAUGAACACUACUUCCGGCCUGUUGCCCAGCUGCUGCCACCCACUGCAUCUGGGAUCUGGUGGGUGGGCCGCGUGUUUCCUCCUCCUUCCCAGGGCACCUAGCACUGGCCUGGGGAAUUCUUGCCAGUGGCCUGACUGGUUGUCCAGGAAGCUGCUCUCUGGGCUUCCCAGGGUGACCCAGUAUCUUGCUGAGCAGUGCACCUGUCACAGUCACCUCCCUCCCUCCAAGCACAGAAACAGGAACGACUGGUGGUGACCCCACCCCCCUCAGCCCCGCGACAGGGGCCUCCCCUACACAAGGUGUAUGGUGGAGGCCCAGUGGCUGCCAGCCUCACAUGCACCACUCUGCCCUGCUCCCUGCACCUGCACUUCCACUUCCCCAAGUUCCCUGUGGGUGCGCUAGACCAGGAGGCUCCUGGGAGCUGGGAGCCUCUGGCGCUAGUCGCCCACCUAUGGCAUUCUGCAGAUGGCUGUUGUGGGAGGUGGGAGGACAAGCAGGCCCACAGCCACCCCUGCCCAGCUGCAUGCACAACUUCACAAGCCAGGGGCCUCCCGACGGCCUGCACUGUGCAGGCCACCACCAGCAUGUGGCUCGCCUUCCUGUGCUCCUGAGUGCUGGCGCACCUUGCUCUGGAGUGAGGUCUGAAGGGCUGGGCUUCACCCCUGCUCCGAUGGUCCUGGGGCUGUGGGUGCCACCCGGGCAGUCCCCUACCCUGUUUUCUCUCAUUGCUCAUUCUUCUGAGGGGAAGGAUUGGCUCAGCAGAGGCCCACAGGACUUGCCAUGCCAGGCCUCGAUCACCUCCUUUCCUCCCUUGCAGCCUCUGCUAAAGGCCCCUUAGAUAUGCGUCGUUAUGCCCAUGAAGCAGGUGCCAUCUCCCCUUCGUGGUGGAAGCUGAGCCUGCAGGGUGGGUGCACUGCAGCCAGACGGUGUGAGGGCUGCCCUGAGAUUGCCCGUUCCCCCGUCACUGGGAUGACAAUGAGGUCCUUCCCUUCCAUGGCCCCACAAGGGGCAGCCUGGGCUCCUGUGGUGGGAACUGUGCCCUGGAGAAGGGGACUCACUGUCAUCACGGGAGGACCCCCGGCGUGCGGCUGGGUGUUGAACUCAGGUGGGCCAGGCCCAGCUGCUGCUGCCUGGCCAGUUGCACUUGGAGGCAGGGCUGGGCGGAAGGCUCAGCUUUCCUCCUCGGGCCUGGGGUGACUUGUUCCUCAAGUCCACAGUCACGCCCAGGAUCCUGCUUUCUGGUCUGCAUACAGGGCGUGUGUCCCAGUGGCUGUGAGUGACUAGACCAGGAGGCUCCUGGGAGCUGGGCACCGGCCCUCUACCGCCCUGACCGCCAGAGCCCCUGGUGCUAGUCACGACCCGGGCGGUGAGCUGGCUGUGCAGGUCCUGCGGCCUUAGGCCUCCUUGUUGCCCAACCGGUGGCUGGGGGCGGGCUGUGGGCGCUGAUUAAAGGCUGCCUGGAGCAGCCCGUGCAGGGACAGGUGCCUAGCAGCCGAGGACUCCAGCGCACGCCUGCCCCAGGUAAGCCCGUGACGACAGCAGCUGAGAGCCUGGAGGCAGGCGGAGUGCCAGGGAGAAGGCCGCGGGAGGCGCUGCCAGUGAGGCUUGGGAUCACCGUGAGAGCCUUCCCGGGUGCCUGCUUGCCUGCUUCCCGGCAGCCAGCCACAGGGGUACAGAGCAGGGUGCUCUGCCUGAGGCUCCCAGCCAGGGUGUCUAGGUGAAGCUUUAGGCUUCGCUGUCCCUGUGAGAUGUCUGAGUCACCCCAGGCCAAGACCUUUGUCUUCCUGGACCUGGAAGCCACUGGGCUCCCCAAUACAAACCCUGAGAUCGCCGAGCUAUCCCUGUUCGCUGUCCACCGCUCCUCCUUGGAGAGCCCAGAGUAUGAUGAAUCUGGUGCCCCCGUGCUGCCCCGGGUCCUGGACAAGCUCACGCUGUGCAUGAGCCCAGAGCGCCCAUUCACUGCUAGGGCCAGUGAGAUAACCGGCUUGAGCAGUGAGGGUCUGGCCCGAUGCCAGAAGGCCACCUUCAACGGCGCUGUGGUGCGGACGCUGCAGGCCUUCCUGAGCCGCCAGGAGCGCCCCAUCUGCCUAGUGGCCCACAACGGCUUCGAUUAUGACUUUCCUUUGCUAUGUGCAGAGCUGAAGCACCUGGGCGCCCACCUGCCCCGGGACACCAUCUGCCUGGACACGCUGCCUGCGCUGCGGGGCCUGGACCGUGCCCACAGCCACGGCAGCCGGGCCCAGGGCUGCAAGGGUUACAGCCUGGGCAGCCUCUUCCGCCGCUACUUCCAGGCGGAGCCGAGUGCGGCCCACUCGGCUGAGGGAGAUGUGCGCUCCCUGCUCAUGGUUUUCCUGCAUCGCGCCUCUGAGCUGCUCGUCUGGGCUGAUGAGCAGGCCCGAAGCUGGGCCCACAUUGAGCCCAUGUACGUGCCGCCUGAUGAGCUGAGCAUUGAGGCCUGAGUGCCAGGGGGCUCUGACACCACCACCCAGGGGGAUAAGGCCUGUCCGCUGCACCACAGGCAGCGUCAGCCUUGACCAUUGGGCCAGGCUCCCCUUAGCCCGUCAGCCCUGGCCCCGGCCUAACUAACCCCGCUCCUCUGGCCUGUGCUUCAAUGGAGCUUGUUGCUGCAGGCUCCCACCCCUCCCCCAUCUCUCAAUAAACACUGACGAGUGCGCA
Manis pentadactyla (Chinese pangolin) is the source of this 2812-nucleotide messenger RNA. It is a transcript of the gene TREX2, whose product is annotated as three prime repair exonuclease 2. Gene Ontology annotation, biological process: DNA catabolic process. Gene Ontology annotation, cellular component: cytoplasm. The transcript has 2 exons. The record is from RefSeq and is a predicted model, not a curated record. Bases 1885 to 2595 code for a protein of 236 amino acids. Lineage: Eukaryota; Metazoa; Chordata; Mammalia; Pholidota; Manidae. Gene Ontology annotation, molecular function: nucleic acid binding; 3'-5'-DNA exonuclease activity.